This is a messenger RNA of Suillus subaureus, 1571 nucleotides long. RefSeq lists its product as uncharacterized. The transcript has 10 exons. Lineage: Eukaryota; Fungi; Basidiomycota; Agaricomycetes; Boletales; Suillaceae. Gene Ontology annotation, cellular component: intracellular membrane-bounded organelle; membrane. The record is from RefSeq and is a predicted model, not a curated record. Bases 167 to 1450 code for a protein of 427 amino acids.
GCGAGCGAGAAGCAAGAGCAUCGCGACACGAUCUCCCGAUCUCUGAUCCAGAUCUACGGAGCACCGGCAUCCUAUUACUGCAUAUGGUAUCGUCACGCCGGCUACUUGUCACACCCCUUCGUUUUAGAAACCUGCAGCUCUUUGGCAGAGCCUUCGACGACCGACCAUGCCUUCGUCGUUCUACAUCCCCAUUCUCCUUGCGGGUAUGAUAAUCACGGGGUCGAGUAAUUCUUUGUGGACCAAGUGGCAGGACAUGCAAUGCGUGGAGAACUGUAGCGACUCCAACCCUGCAAAGCACGUUCUUUACGAGCAGCCUGUAUGGCAAACUCUGCAGAUGUUCCGCUUUCUCCCUGUAAUUUAUACGUGGCUCCGUGCACGUCAGCGUACUGCACCCGUAUUUCUCCCGUCAGAUUUAGAAGAAGACGUUCAUGAGUCCGGCAAAAUCGAGGAAACUUGUGAAGAGCUACGAGGCUGGAAAAUUCUUCUUUUGUGGUUACCCGCUGCUUGCGAUCUCACCGGAACAACGCUUAUGAAUGUCGGUCUCCUCUAUACUCCCGUUUCCAUUUAUCAGAUGACACGUGGAGCUCUCGUUCUUUUUGUCGGCACCCUUAGUGUCAUCUUCCUACACCGUCGUUUAUGGCUCUAUCAAUGGGUCUCUCUCUUGACAGUCAUGGCCGGUGUCUCGCUAGUAGGAUACAGCGGUUCGCUUAUCAAAGACGUUGUACAACCCACCUUGCGUCUCUUGGGUACCGAUCAGUCAGAGCCUGAAAUCACCAAAGUCCUCGUUGGCGUCUUCUUCAUUCUCUUCGCCCAGGUGUUUACGGCAACACAGUUUGUUGUGGAAGAGAAGAUCAUGGCCCGUUACUCCGUGGCACCUUUGGUUGCUGUGGGCUACGAGGGUUUAUUCGGUACCCUCUCCAUCAUCAUGUGCAUACCCAUUCUGGCUAUGCCGUCAAUCGCUUCUAGUUCGCCUUUCUUUGACCUUCCUAGGGGUUGGUACCAAUUGGUGAACACGCCUAGUGUCCUUUGGUCAGGGAUCGCCAUUGCGAUUAGUAUCUCCUUGUUUAACUACUUCGGCUUGAGUGUCACCAGGCAUGUAAGCGCCACAGCGAGAAGUUUGACCGACACCUGCAGAACACUCUCAAUCUGGCUAGUCAGCCUCGCGCUAGGCUGGGAGAAACUUCUUUUCCCCAUUUCGCUGCUGCAAGUACUAGGAUUCUCCUUCUUGUUCCUUUUCAAUGGUUUGGUCAAUCCUCCCUCUUUCCUCCACCCGCCCUUGGUUGUAGAAGAGACGGUAGGUGGCGAAGCGGAAGAAGGGGAGGCCUUACUCGCGUCACAGCAUCUGGACGAUACUGCUGCUCUUCCUGUUGACCUUGGUCAAAGUGGUUACGAUGUUUUGCCGAAAGAUGUCAGAGUUCAUGCGCAAGGUGUCUCGUCAGCAGAAGAUUGAGGCUUGAGGAUUCAUCAAGAUGAUAUUUACACAUAAUACGUUGAUCCAUGUACAUGCAUUGAUGCGGACGCCACAUAAUUGAUGCGUACCGCCGUUUAUUAAAGACGCCGUUCACGGACCC